AUGAACAAAUUCCGAUUCACCGAUUUGACUUCCCGAGAUCGAUUAGCUUCGAAAGUGCCCAGUUCUCGUCAAGGAAAGAAACAGAGUCAGAAACUCAAGCCUUCAAGGUCAUCUUCUGAAUUCAGCUCUUGCCACUGUGAAUCUUUGAGUGAAAACAAGUUGCAGCAAGAUUUUGCUAAUCAAAGCACUGGAGUACCAAUGAAAAGUUUGUUGGCGCAAGAAAUGUCAAAGCAAAAAGAAUCUAAGAAGAGAUCACCAAGCAUUAUAGCCAGAUUGAUGGGUCUCGAUGUCUUGCCGCCUCAGAGCUCUUCUUCUUCCCAUAGACAACAACAACACACGACCGUGGAGAAUCUUCAAGGCAAGAGUGGUGGUGGUCAUAAAUCUAUUAGAAGGAGCUCAAAGAGUGAGCAAAAGUUCAAAGAUGUUUUCGAAGUUUUGGAUGCAAAGAAGGCAGCAGAGAGCAACAGAAACUUGUAUCACCAGGGGAAAGUGAAUGCUGCUGCUAAUCUCACACAGGCAGAGUUGGCUUUUAUACGGCAGAAGUUCAUGGAGGCUAAGCGUUUAUCAACGGAUGAGAAACUUCGUCACUCUAAAGAGUUUAAUGACGCGCUUGAGGCUCUAGACACUAACAAGGACCUUUUACUGAAGUUUCUUCAGCAUCCAGAUUCACUAUUCACUAAACAUCUGCAUGAUCUUCAAAGCACACCUCACAAACUACAUCACGGUCAAGCAAAGUCUCCAAACAGCCAGAGGCAUGUGGAUAGUCUGAAAUCACAGAAAGUUGAUAAAGACAUGUUAAGGAAGAGUCAUCAGCAUGGUGGUGGUUCUCAUACUAGGCAUGGCUCUUAUGACACAAUUGACUUGCCAAAUGAGGAGCUGGGGAAGAGAAGUGAGUUGCAGCCUACCAAGAUUGUUGUUCUGAAGCCUAACCUCGGUGAGCCACGUUACGCCGGUAGGACUUUUGCAUCGCCAAGCUCUUCUUCCGAUGAGUUCAGAGCAGAUCGUAGGCUUCCAUGCACCACCAGCAAUCAUCAUGGCAGGCAGAAAAGUAAUGAAGAUAUCCGCCUUUCAAGACAGAGUUCAAGAGACUCCGGAGAGUUUUCCAAAAUAAUGUCGAGGCAAAGGAAAGCGAGCUGUGGCAAUGGCAAUGGCAAAGCCAUGAGUCUUGAUACUUCAAGAUUAAGAGGAUAUGCAGGGGAUGAAAGCUCAUCAGGGAGUGAUUCCGCGAGCGAAUCAGAGCUAGUGCCAGUAACUUCAAGAACAAGAACAGCCUUUCACCGUAAUAACAACUACCACCGGUCUUUUCCUUCCAAGUCAGCAACAUCAUCCGUGAGUAGAGAAGCCAAGAGGAGACUGUCAGAGAGAUGGAAGCUGACACACAAGUACGAGCAAGAGAUAGAGAUUAGCAGAAGCGGCACACUAGCUGAAAUGCUUGCAACUUCAGAUAGGGAGGCAAGGCCAGCAAGUUUCAACGGGCUCGUUUUCGAAGAAGGGAUUAGUAAACGAGUCGAGAGCAGUGUUCAGUGGUCAGAAUCGCCAGAACCGGUUGGAAUCAGCAGUAGGGAUGGUUGGAAAGGAUCCUGCUCAAGAAGUUUUUCAAAAUCCAAAACCAUCAUGAACCAGGAAAGCACUUUUGGUUACACUAUAGUGCUUCCUAAGGAGUUGAUCAGUCGAGAUGGAUUAGUGAAGGGGAGUUCAUCUCAUCAGUGGGAGUCUCAGUCUUUCUUGUCAGGCAAAUCUAGACCUGCUAGUCAUAAAUCUCAUUCAUCGUACAAUAGUUCGCCAGAGGUCAACAUCAGCCCAAGAUUAACCAAAUUCCUUUACAUGAACGAUGGGAUUCAAAAAGAGAAGCUCUCUCCUUCUAAAGCACGUUGCAGUUUCUCAGUAGAUGCAGAUUCAGAGACUGAGGAUAGUUCAGCUUCUGAAGAUAUCAAGACGGCAAUGUCUUCUGAAGCUCCAGAUUUGUCAACUGUCACCUCUUUAACUGACCCUGAUAUCUCAAGGAUGCCAACUGAGGAUGUAAAUCAUUCUUCGGUUCCUGAACCACAGUCUCGUGAAAGCGCAAAGGAAGGAGAACAACCAAGUCCAGUUUCAGUUCUAGAAGCUUUUGAUGAUGAUGAUGAUGAUGAUGAUGUUUCAUCAAGUUCUGAAUGCUUUGAGAGUGUUAGCGCCGAUCUCCAAGGACUCAGGAUGCAACUUCAGCUCCUUAAACUCGAGUCAGCGGCUCACAAUGAAAGUGGCAUGCUUGUUUCGAGUGAUGAAGAAACAGAUCAAGAGGAGUCAUCCACGAUAACUGAUGAGGCUAUGAUCACACAGGAGCUCGGAGAAGAAGACUGGAAGUCACUAUACUUAGUCGAUCUUCUAGCCAACUCCAGGUUCGGUGACUCAGACCACACCACUAUCAUGGCAACAACACCUGUGGAUCCAUCCUUGUUUGAUGAUCUCGAGAAGAAGUACUCAAGCCUAAAAACCUCAACCCGGUUAGAAAGGAAGUUCCUAUUUGAUCAGAUCAGCAGAGAGCUUAUCCAGAUGUUAAAGCAGCUUUCGAAUCCACACCCUUGGGUUAAACCCACGAGGGUGUGUCCGAAAUGGGAUACAAACAAGAUAGAAGAGACUCUGCGGGAUUUGGUCACAAGAAAGGAAGAGAAAGCAAGCAAAGAUGAUGUGGAAGAGAAGGAGUUGCAGUGGCUGAGCUUGGAAGAUGACAUUGAAAUGAUAGGUAGAGAUAUUGAGGAAAUGCUGACAGAUGAACUCAUAGCAGAGCUUGUGGUAGAUGCAAUGUUCUAG
Molecule: messenger RNA, 2787 nt
Organism: Microthlaspi erraticum
Lineage: Eukaryota; Viridiplantae; Streptophyta; Magnoliopsida; Brassicales; Brassicaceae
Source: the annotation of a GenBank genome assembly